AUGAAAAAGAUAGACCUGGGAACCUGCCAGACAAAACCUGAUCAGUACUGUAAAGAAGAGGUCCACAUUCAAGAUGUUGGAGGUUUGAUUUGCAGAGCAUGCAAUCUUUCACUGCCCUUCCAUGGAUGUCUUUUAGACCUGGGAAUCUGCCAGGCAAAACCUGGUCAGUACUGUAAAGAAGAAGUCCACAUUCAAGGUGGCAUUCAGUGGUAUUCGAUCAAAGGCUGCACAAAGAACACAUCGGAGUGCUUCAAGAGAACUCUGGUCAAGAGAAUUCUGCAACUGCAUGAACUUGUAACUACUCACUGCUGCAAUCAUUCUUUGUGCAAUUUCUGA
Pongo pygmaeus (Bornean orangutan) is the source of this 336-nucleotide messenger RNA. It is a transcript of the gene C13H9orf57, whose product is annotated as chromosome 13 C9orf57 homolog. The transcript is spliced from 4 exons. Bases 1 to 336 code for a protein of 111 amino acids. NCBI's taxonomy places the organism in Eukaryota, Metazoa, Chordata, Mammalia, Primates, Hominidae. The record is from RefSeq and is a predicted model, not a curated record.